Molecule: messenger RNA, 159 nt
Organism: Aureobasidium melanogenum CBS 110374
Lineage: Eukaryota; Fungi; Ascomycota; Dothideomycetes; Dothideales; Saccotheciaceae
Exons: 1
Source: RefSeq, a predicted model, not a curated record
AUGGCUCCCUGGUACCAACCUCUCAAGAGCCCUGUCUUCCUAUGCGGCGUCAUCGUCAACGCCAUGCUCGCCUUCUUCUUGCUCUGGGCAACCAGGAGCGGUAGCCCCCGGGUCUGGCUGCCAAUCGUUAUCGCCAUGAUUGGCGUGGGCACCUUUCAA